Drosophila elegans is the source of this 12323-nucleotide messenger RNA. It is a transcript of the gene Dhc16F, whose product is annotated as dynein heavy chain 6, axonemal. Gene Ontology annotation, biological process: microtubule-based movement. The record is from RefSeq and is a predicted model, not a curated record. Gene Ontology annotation, cellular component: dynein complex. NCBI's taxonomy places the organism in Eukaryota, Metazoa, Arthropoda, Insecta, Diptera, Drosophilidae. The transcript has 27 exons. Bases 112 to 12306 code for a protein of 4064 amino acids. Gene Ontology annotation, molecular function: minus-end-directed microtubule motor activity; ATP hydrolysis activity; dynein light intermediate chain binding.
GACGGGAAAACAAACAGGAAAAACAAACAAAUAACAGCUGUCAGUCGGUGCGAAGCCGAUCGAAACCCCAUCACUUUUCCAGGUCGGCACCGUCGGGCGCCGAUUUCCGUAAUGUCCAGCCGCCGAGUGGUCAUCAAGGAUAAGGGCAGGGAUCGGGGCAAGGACGAAGAUAAAGCCGAGGGCGACGACGACGGUGGCGGGGAGCGGAGAAGGAGGAUGAGGCUGAGAAGGCGGCAGUCGGCGGGAGAUGGUGCAGAUCCCAACAACGAGGCCAACAGCAAAAUGCCACUGACCGCCGAGGAUCACGUAAAGCGCCAGUCCGUGGAGCGAUUAGAAAGCGAUGGUAACGAUGGCAACGAUGGCAGCAGCGCCGGCCCGUCGGAGAGCAUGGCCGGCGGAAAAAAGAAGAAGACGCCCAGGUACCGGCUUAACUUCUCCAUCAAAAAAUCCGUGAUUUCAGCGGGUGGUGGUGGCAAAUCGCGCAGCGCCAGCACCACCAAAAUCACCACCGGUGCCUCCCUCAUUCCCGACCUCAAUCUCAUUAUCAACCGGAUGCGCAACAUGCCCGACGACACGUUCGUCUACAUGGACUACAUGCUGCCCCACGACAGCGAGUACUUCACCCCGUACAGCCUGCGCCAGGUGGAGUACAAGGAGCUGAACACCUACGAACCCUUCUACACCGUCACCCGCCACGGGGUCACCUACUGGCACUGCUCCGAGAACUUCUUCACGCCACUGGACCAGUGGCAGCAGGAGUUCGAGCAGUUCCUCAGCAUCGUCCAGAUACGAUCCUUCGCCAUCUUCCGGCUGUGGAAGGGGUUCAAGGUGUGGCAAAAGACGAUCAAGUGGCGAAAACUGAACGAAGCACGCGACUAUCUGCAAAAUAACCUCUUCAUCGUGAUUCCCCAUCUGGCCAAGGCAAUUCUGCGCAUGCGCAACGAAAUUGUCCAGAUGCAGCGACUUAAUUUCGUGAAUGUCUCCAACAUCGAGAACUGGCAUCCGUUCUACUUCCUGGAAGUGCACAUGCGCCUCUACGAGCAGCUCCGCAAGACAUUUAUCGAUUUUCGGGAGUUCAUUGGCAAGACCAUAUAUCGAUCCUGCACGGAAGCAAUUCAAGCACGUGGUUUCUAUCCGGAUGACGAGAUCAACUACUACCCGUCGCUGAAGAAAAUGCGUGAGGCGCACAGCUUUAUGGAUCGCGCUCGAAAGCGAGCCUUUUGCAAGACCUUGACCAAUUUUCUCACCUACUGCGACAUGAUGAUCUACCAAAUGCUGUACCGCAUUACGAUCAAAAGUUUCGCCGAUUUGGCCCAGGCCUUCGAGUUGCACGAUGAGCUUGGUCCUUCGGAGGAGGAUAUAAACAGACACAAUCGGGUGGACAAGCCGGUUGAGAGGCAACGGCCGGAGGACAAGCCGCAGAGUCCGUUCUUUUUGGCCAUGUUGCGACUGCUGCCCGAUCGCAUUGAUGUGGAGCCCUCGGAGGAUGUGAUCAGGAUUAUCUUUCAGCGCAUCACAGGGCUUAUACUUGAGACGGUCCUCGAUAUCCACCCAUUAACCACUGAUCCCUACUUCUUGCAGUACACUAAACCCUCGAUUAUGGGUCGUCAGGAGGAGGUGCUAUACGAUGGAGCCCCCGAUUUGCACUUUUUGCUGCGCUCUGAUCAACAAUUCCAGUUUAAUCGCAAAAACAUGUUCGCGUUGAUCCGCAAUGCUUAUGAUAGAGCUAGUCUUUAUACCCAGCGGUUCAUGGAAAUACGUGAGAACUUUGAGAUAGACAACAGCACAGAUCCCGCUGUUCUUGACACAGAGAGAGAUCUUCAAGUGCUGCGGGCCUACUGCGAUAGGUACUGCAAUAAUUUGAGAGCUUUAGACGGAAUCUUGGAGUAUGUGUACCUGGGACAACUGAAGCUCACCCAGACGAACUUCAAGGAUACGGUGACGCCAGUUUGCUCGCGACUCCAGAACGUCCUGGCCACCUACCUGCCCAAAUUGGCCGAGGAGGAGACCACAAGGCUCUACGAGGAGGCCCAGGACUUCUUUGGCCGGAUCUGCUAUGAGCCGCACGAAACGCUGGAAAUUGUGGCCCACAUCCGAUUCCUGGACCAGUGCUCAUCCGAACUGGACGAGAUUUUCGAUGGCAUAGACUAUGUGCACGACCUGCUGCUGAUUAUCAAGGACUUUGGCAUACCGAUCGAAGACCAGGCCAAGGAGGACUACAUGGACACCGAGGACUAUUUGAAUCGAACGCGGGAGACGCUGGAGGAGAUCAGGGAAAAGCGGCAGGAGUUCAUCAAUCGGCUGGAGGACGCCAUGCAGGAUGACAUAGCGACACUCAAGGAGGAGAUACACGAGGUGGCCAUUGAAGCUCUGCAGCCAUGGCUUCUGGAUGCCAAUUCCAACCGAUUGUCGGUCACCAAUAAGCUGGACGACUUGCUGGAGAGCCUAAACAAAUGCCGCGAGAGAGCCGACGAAUUCCUGGGCUACCAGAAGGAGUUCCAGAUCGAUCUGACCAUGUACGAGGAGAUGGCCAACGGCUUCUACGACAUACGGAUGCGCCAGAAUCUGUACCGCACCUGGUCCGACUGGGAGGAAUCGCUGGCCGAGUGGAUAGCAGCCGAUUUCGGCACCCUCACGGUCAACGACUUGGUCGAGCUCAAUGCCAAGACCAUCAAGAACUGUCUGCAGUUCCAAAAGUACCUGCCCGAUAACAACAUUGUGCCCGUGCUCUUUAAGUCCGCAGAGGCCUUCAGGGAGAAGCUACCCGUGAUUGGCUACCUGCGUAAUCCCAAUCUCAGAGCUCGUCACUGGGCGGAGAUCGAGGAUCUGCUGAAUCGAAAGUUCUUCCAGGAGAAGGACAUUAAGAUCCAAACGUACGAGGAUGUGCACGCUUUCGACGAUGUGAAUAUCGGCGAGGCCCUGAUGCAGAUAUCCUCGCAGGCCACCGGCGAGGUGCAGCUGGAGAACAUGCUGAAGGCCAUCGAAGCCACCUGGAAGGAGACGGAGCUGUCCAUUGUGUCGCACCACGACGCCAAGGAUGUCUUCAUCCUGGCCGGCACCGAGGAGCUCCAGGCGGUCCUGGACGACUCCAAUGUGAAUAUCAACACCAUAGCCGCCUCCAAGUUUGUGGGCCCCAUCAAGGGAAAAGUGAACGAGUGGAUUAACGCCAUGGAUCAGUUUAGCAAGACCUUUGAAAGCUGGAUGGAUUGCCAGGGCGCUUGGAUUUACCUGGAGGCCAUCUUCGCCUCGGCGGAUAUCCAGCGGCAGCUGCCCCACGAGGCCAAGAUGUUCUUCACGGUGGACAAAAGCUUCAAGGAGACGGUGCGGCAGGCGAAGAAGGUGGCCCUGGCCCUGCCCACCAUGUCCAGUGUGGAGGUGCAUAAGGUCCUGUUGGAGAACAACCGGUUGCUGGACCUCAUCUCCAGAGGAUUGGAGGCCUACUUGGAGGUGAAGCGGGUGGUGUUCCCCAGAUUCUACUUUCUGUCCAACGAUGAGCUGCUGGAGAUCCUGGCCCAAACGCGCAUUCCGCAGGCAGUGCAGCCGCACCUGCGCAAGUGCUUCGACGCCAUCUACCGGCUGGAGUUUGGAACCAAGGAGGGCGGCGACGGGAAGAUGGUGGCCACCAACGAUAUUGUGGCCUUCCUGUCGCCCGAGGGCGAGAAGCUGCAGUUCGGCAAGGGACUGAAGGCCCGUGGGGCCGUCGAAGAGUGGCUGAGCAAGGUGGAGGAGGCCAUGUUCGUGGCCGACAAGCGGUACAUGCGGUUCGGAUACCAGUGCUAUCCGGCCAAGGAGCGCGAGGAGUGGUUCCAGGACCAUCCCAACCAGGUGGUGUUGACCGUCUCCCAGGUGCAGUGGGCCGCCGACAUCCAUCGCAUCUACGAGGGCAAGGAGCGCAAUCCCCUCAACAUCAUCGAGAAGAUGGGCAAGUUCGAGGUGAAGUGCCUCAAGGAUCUGGGCGCCCUGGCCGCCUUGACCAGGAAGAGCAUCAGUUCGCUGCUGCGCAAGGUCCUCUGCGCCCUCAUCACCAUCGAUGUGCAUGCCAAGGACUCGGUGCGCAUGCUGAUCGAAAAGGAGGUCUGCAAGGCAACCGACUUCAACUGGCUGAAGAUGCUGCGAUUUUACUGGGCCGAUGAGACGGAAUCGGUCUACUCCCGCAUGGCUGCCGCAAACAUACCCUACUACUAUGAGUAUUUGGGGGCAGGUGGUGUCCUCGUGCUGACCCCGCUGACCGAUCGCUGCUACCUCUGCCUGAUGGGCGCCUUCCAGAUGGACCUGGGCGGAGCACCGGCUGGACCGGCCGGAACGGGCAAGACCGAGACCACCAAGGAUCUGGCCAAGGCGCUGGCCAAACAGUGCGUCGUCUUCAACUGCUCGGAUGGCCUCGACUACAAGAUGAUGGGGCGCUUCUUCUCGGGACUGGCCCAGUGCGGUGCCUGGUGCUGCUUCGACGAGUUCAACCGCAUCGACAUCGAGGUGCUGUCCGUGAUUGCCCAGCAGUUGAUCACCAUCCGGACGGCCAAGGCCAUGCGGGUGAAGCGCUUCGUCUUCGAGGGUCGCGAGAUCAAGAUCAAUCACUCCUGCUGUGUGUUCAUCACGAUGAAUCCCGGCUACGCGGGUCGCACCGAGCUGCCCGACAAUCUGAAGGCCCUGUUCCGACCCAUCUCCAUGAUGGUGCCCGACUACGCGCUCAUCUCGGAGGUGAUCCUGUACUCGGAGGGCUUCGAGGACCCCAAGAUCCUGGCCCGCAAGAUGGUGCAGAUGUACCAGCUGUGCAGCCAGCAGCUGAGCCAGCAGAAUCACUACGACUUCGGCAUGCGAGCCGUGAAAUCGGUGCUGGUGAUGGCCGGUGCCCUUAAGCGAGCGUCGCCCGAUCAACGCGAGGACAUCACCCUGAUUGCCGCCCUGCGGGACUCCAACAUACCCAAGUUCCUGGCCGACGAUGCGGUCCUGUUCCGCGGCAUCCUCAGCGAUCUGUUUCCCGGCGUCGAGCUGCCGGACUCACAGCAUCCGCAUCUGGAGGAGAGCUUGCGACUGGGACUGCGGCAGAAGAACCUGCAGGCGGUGCCGACCACGAUCCGCAAGUGUCUGCAACUCUACGAGACGAUGUGCGUCCGCUGGGGCGUGAUGCUGGUGGGUCCCACUGGCGGCGGCAAGUCCGUGGUGCUGCACGCCCUCGAGUUCGCCCUUGCGCAUCUCUUCGAGAACGAGGUGCAGGACCCAAACUUCCGGCCCGUCGUCAUCCAGACCAUGAACCCCAAGGCGGUGACCAUGAACGAGCUGUACGGCUAUGUGGAUCCCAAGACGCUGGAAUGGCAGGAUGGUCUCCUGGGAUUGGCCGUGCGAACGGCCACCACCAUAGAAGAUGAGAUCCACCAGUGGAUCAUGUGCGACGGGCCCGUGGAUGCGGUGUGGAUCGAGAACCUGAACACGGUGCUGGACGACAACAAGAUGCUGUGCCUGGCCAACUCGGAGCGCAUCAAGCUGACCGCCUGGAUCCACAUGCUCUUCGAGGUGCAGGACCUGCUGCAGGCCUCCCCAGCCACCGUCUCGCGGUGCGGCAUGGUGUACGUGGACCCCGGCGACCUCGGCUGGAUGCCGCUGAUCGACACCUGGCGCGAGGUGGACAUGCGGCACAAGCUGCCGGCACCGCUGGCCGAGUUCUGCUACCAGCUCUUCGUGGGCCACUUCGACAAGGCGCUGAAGAUCGAACGGAAGCGGGCGGUGUAUACCAUCCAUCAGGUGCUCAACUCCAAGGUGCGACUGUGCUGCGAGCUGAUCUCAUCCCAGCUGGAGGCGGUCAAGUGGACACCGCUGGCCGAGGUGCAGGCCAAGGAGCUGCUGACCAAGAUCUUCGCCUGGGCGGUGCUCUGGGCCGUUGCCUCGAAUCUCAAGGAUGCGGAGAAGGUGUCCUUCGAGGAGCAGUGGAGCCGGGCCAUUUCCCAGCAUCCGAAUAUGAGCCUGCCCAACUAUUCCAUGUGGAACUAUCGCAUCGACCUGGAGAAAAUGGACUGGGGCAACUGGCUGGAUAUAAUGGCCAAGUUUGUGUUCGAUCCGGAGACCUCCUACUACGACAUGCAGGUGCCCACGGUGGACACCACCAAAUAUGGCUAUGUGUCCGAUCUGCUGUUCAAACGGGGCAUGCCCGUCAUGUUCACUGGGGACACGGGCGUGGGCAAGACGGUGCUGGCCAUCAGUUGCAUGAAACGCCUGUCCGAGGGCCGUGUCAUACCGGUGAUCCUGAACUUCUCCGCCCAGACGAGCAGUGUGCGCACCCAGGAGAUGAUCGAGGGGCCGCUGGAGAAGCGCAAGAAGACGCAGCUGGGUGCUCCGGUGGGCAAGACGGUGAUCGUGUUCAUCGACGACGUGAACAUGCCCAAGCUGGACACGUAUGGCGCCUCGCCGGCCAUUGAGCUGCUGCGUCAGUUCCUCGACUUCAAAGGCUUCUACGACCGCGAAAAGCUCUACUGGAAGGAGAUCCUCGACGUGGUCCUGGGCUGUGCCUGUGCUCCGCCAGGUGGAGGACGCAACCCACUGACGCCGCGCUUCGUCCGGCACUUCGCCCUGUUCUCGCUACCAAAACCGAACGAGGAGACCCUUACCCAGAUCUUCAAUGGCAUACUGCGCGGCUUCCUGCAGACCUUCUCGUCGGCGGUGCGCAAUCUCUCCGAGGCCAUGGUCAAUGCCUGUGUGGACGUGUACAUGCGGGUGGCCAAUGUGAUGCUGCCCACGCCGGAUCGAUCGCACUAUAUCUUCAAUCUGCGCGACCUGUCCAAGUGCAUACAGGGCAUCCUGCAGGCCAGCAAUCUGAACUACAACCAGGAGAACCAGAUCCUGCGGCUCUUCUACCACGAGACCACGCGCGUCUUCCACGACCGCCUGAUCGACCACGACGACAAGCAGCUGUUCAAGUCGUUAAUGCGGGACGUCUGCCUGGAGCACUUCGAUCGCCCGGUGAUCGAUGAUGCCGAACCGCCCAUUCUCUUUGGCGACUUCAUGGUCUUUGGCAAACCGAAGAACGAACGCAUCUACGACGAGAUCAGGGAUCAGGGCAAGCUGGAGAGCGUGCUCAACGACUACAUUGCCGACUACAACACGGUGGCGGUGGGCAAGCAGAUGCACCUGAUCCUCUUCCAGGACGCCAUGGAGCACACGGUGCGGCUGGCGCGCCUCUUGCGCAGCGAUCGCGGCAAUGGGCUGCUGGUGGGCGUGGCCGGCAUGGGCAAACAGUCCCUCACCCGUCUGGCCUCGCACGUCAACGAGUACAACUGCUGGCAGAUCGAGAUGCGGCGCAACUACGACCUCAACGCCUUCCACGAGGAUCUGCGCGUCCUCUACCGGAUCGCUGGCAUUGAAAACCAACCGGUGACCUUCCUACUGAUCGACAGCCAGAUUGUGGAGGAGGAGUUCCUCGAGGACAUCAACAACAUCCUCAAUUCCGGCGAGGUGCCCAAUCUGUUCGAGGGUGAUGAGUUCGAGAAGGUCAUCUUGGAUGCCCGCGACGGGUGUAAUGAGUUCAGGAAAGAUGAUCUCUGCACGCGUGAUGACAUCUACAAGUUCUUCAUCAACCGGGUGCGCAACAAUCUGCAUGUGGUGAUGUCGAUGAGUCCGGUGGGCGAUGCCUUCCGGCGCCGAUGCCGCAUGUUCCCCUCGCUGGUCAACUGCACCACCAUCGACUGGUUCACCAGCUGGCCCACGGAGGCCCUCUACUCGGUGGCCCUUGGGCUGCUGACCAAGAUCACGCCCAACAUGGAGGAUCGCGUCUCGCUGGCCAGCACCACGGUGUUCAUGCACAAGACCGUUGAGGAUGCCUCGGUGAAAUUUUACAAGGAGAUGAAGAGACACUACUACACCACGCCCAGUAGCUAUCUGGAGUUGCUAAAGCUCUACCAGAAUCUGCUGAAGAUCAAGAACAUGGAGAUCAUUGCCAAGAGGAAGCGAAUUGCCAAUGGGCUGAACAAGCUGCUGGAGACCAAUGAAGUGAUCGCCGUCAUGGGCAAGGAACUGGAGGUGAUGGUGCCCCAGCUGGAUGAGAAGUCGGCCAUGAUGAAGUCGCUGGUGGACAACCUGACCAGGGAGACCAAGCAGGCGGAUGCAGUGAAGCAGAGCGUGCUGGAGGACGAGAUGAAUGCCAAGGAGAAGGCGGCUGUGGCCCAGGCGAUCUCCGAGGAUGCCAGCAAGGAUCUGGAGAUAGCCAUGCCGGCCCUACGCGAGGCGGAGGAUGCGCUCAAGGGUCUGACCAAGGCGGACAUCAACGAGCUGAAGUCCUUCACCACGCCGCCGGCUCUGGUGCAGUUCUGCAUGGAGGCCGUUUGCAUCCUGCUGGGCGUCAAACCCACUUGGGCAUCGGCCAAAGCCAUUAUGGCCGACAUUAACUUCAUCAAGCGGCUGUUCGAGUACGACAAGGAGCACAUGAAGGACGAAACCCUGAAGAAGGUCAAGAAGUACAUCGACCACAAGGAUUUCGUGCCGGCUAAAUUCGAGAAGGUAUCCAAGGUGGCCAAGUCGAUGAGCAUGUGGGUGAUCUCCAUGGACAAGUUCUCCAAGGUGUACAAGGUUGUGGAGCCGAAGAUCAAGCGCAAGGAGGCGGCCGAGGCGGAGCUGAAGGAGGUGAUGACGGUGCUGCGGCAGAAGCAGAAGGAGCUGGCGGCAGUGGAGGCCAAGAUCCAGGGACUGCGCGACAGUUUGGAGGAGAAGCAGCGCGAGUUCCAGGUGAUCCAGGACAAUGUGGAUCUGACCUACGGCCGGAUCAAUCGGGCCGGUCGCCUGACCUCUGCCCUCUCCGACGAGCAGGUGCGCUGGCGGGAAACGGUGAAGAACCUGACAGCGGAUUUGGCCUGUGUGCCGGGUGAUGUCCUGGUGGCGGCCGCCUGUGUGGCCUAUUUGGGUGCCUUCUCGCACGCCUAUCGCAGGGACAUGAGUGCUUUGUGGGUGACCAAGUGCCAGGAGCACAAGAUACCCUCCAGUGCCGAGUUCAAUCUGCUCAAGGUCUUGGGCGAUCCGUACGAGAUGCGCCAGUGGAACGUGGACGGGCUGCCCAAGGACAACAUAUCCAUCGAGAAUGGUAUCUAUGCCACGAGGGCUCUCCGCUGGGCCCUGAUGAUCGAUCCGCAGGAGCAGGCCAAUCGCUGGAUCCGCAACAUGGAGCGGGCUAACAAUCUGCAGGUGAUCAAGAUGACCGACCAGUCCAUGAUGCGGGUGCUGGAGAACAGCGUGCGCCAGGGAUACCCGGUGCUGCUCGAGGAGAUCAACGAGACCAUCGACCCCAGUCUGCGGCCCAUCCUCCAGCGGGAGACGUACCGCUUCGAGGGUCGCGUCUACCUGAAACUGGGCGACAUGGUCAUCGACUAUGACGACAACUUCAAGCUCUACAUGACCACCAAGCUGCCCAAUCCCCACUACUUGCCCGAGGUGUGCAUCAACGUGACCCUGGUCAACUUCCUGGUCACCGAGAGCGGUCUCGAGGAUCAGCUGCUGGCGGACAUUGUGGCCAUCGAGCUGCCCGCCAUGGAAAUCCAGCGUAACGAUCUGGUGGUCAAGAUCAACUCGGACAAGCAACAACUACUGGCGCUGGAGGACAAGGUGCUGAAGCUGCUCUUCAACUCCGAGGGCAACAUCCUCGAUGACGAGGAGCUGGUGGAGACGCUCAAUGACGCCAAGGAAACAUCGCUGAUUAUUGCCGCCCGAUUGAUUGACACCGAGGAGACGGAGAAGGUGAUAACCGCGUCGCGGGAACGCUACCGCAUCCUGGCCUCCCGCGGGGCCAUCCUCUACUUUGUGGUGGCGGGUCUGGCCGAGAUCGAUCCGAUGUACCAGUACAGCCUGAAGUACUUCACACAGGUCUUCUGCAAUGUGCUGCGCUUGGAGCAUCCGCCGCUGGCCGUGGACCUGCGCAUUUCCACCCUGAUGGUGGACGAACUGAAGGCCAUCUUUGACAAUAUCUCACGUGGUCUGUUCGAGAACCACAAGAUCAUCUUCAGCUUCCUGCUGGCGUUAUCGGUGGAGCGGCAGGAGGGACGGGUGUCCGAGGAGGAGUUCCUCUUCCUCACCCGCGGUCCCGUGGGCAACAUUCGGCCCAAGAAGCAGCCGGACCACAUCAAGAUGAGCCAGGCGGAGUGGGAAGCGUGCAUCUUCCUAGAGGAUAACUUCGGCACCUUCUUUGGCGGCUUCACCAGCGAGCUGGACAAACCCUUCUUCAUCCAGAUGCAGGAGAACAAGGAGGUCUUCGACUUUGCCAAAAACAACCAGCCUCCCACGGAUAAGUGGAACAAGCGUCUAAGGAUCUUCCACAAGCUCAUGUUCAUCGCCGCCUUCCGCAAACCGCGUUUCCUGCUCAACGUGGUCUGCUACCUCCAGUCCACAGUGGGCAAGUACUUCACCGAGGCCUCCGGCGGCACCCAGUUGAGCGCUGUCUACUUGGACACCUCGGCGGUGACGCCGCUAAUCUUUGUGCUGUCCACCGGCUCGGACCCGAUGUCGGGCUUCCUGAAGUUCACCACCCAGAUGGAGUUCACCGACAAGUACUACUCCAUCUCGCUGGGCCAGGGGCAGGGUCCGCUGGCGGAGAACCUGAUCGAGAAGAGCCUGCGACUGGGCCACUGGGUGUUCCUGCAGAACUGCCACCUGGCCACCUCGUUCAUGCAGACGCUGGAGUCGAUUGUGCGCAACCUGACGCUGGGCAUUACGAAGGCGCAUCCGGACUUCCGGCUCUACCUCUCCUCUAUGCCCAUCCAGACGUUCCCGAUCAGUGUGCUGCAGAACUCGGUGAAGAUCACCAAUGAGCCGCCCAAGGGCAUCAAGGCGAAUGUCCUUGGGGCGAUGACGGACCUGAAGCCGGACUUCUUCGAGCAGCACAUCCAGAAUGGCCACUGGCGGGCCAUCGUCUUUGGGCUGUGCAUGUUCCAUGCGGUUCUGCUGGAGCGCCGCAAGUUCGGUCCACUGGGCUGGAACAUUACGUACGAGUUUAGCGAAAGCGAUCGCGAGUGCGGAUUGAAGACGCUCGAUUUCUUCAUCGAUCGCCAGGUGCUCGACGAGAUCCCGUGGGAGGCGAUACUCUAUAUCAACGGCGACAUCACCUGGGGCGGCCGGGUGACGGACUACUGGGACCUGCGCUGCCUGCGCACCAUCCUGACCAUCUUCUCCUCGAAGCGGAUCAUCCAGCCGGAAUACAAGUACUGCCGCGGCGACAGCUACUAUCGCGAUCCACGCAAGAAGACGCUGCUCGAGUACACGGCUUAUGUGCAGGGAUUCCCGGUGCUGGAGGAUCCCGAGAUAUUCGGCAUGAACCAGAACGCCAACAUCGUCUUCCAGACCAAGGAGACGGCCUUCUUCAUCAGCACGCUGCUCCUGGGCCAGCCGAGAUCCGCCGCCGACGAGGGCCAGGCCGCCGAGAACGAGAUCUGCCAGCAGACGAUCACCCGCAUCCAAAAAGCCCUGGCCACCAAAAUCAAACGGGAGCCCAUCCACGACACACUCUCGAUGCUGGACUCCAAGGGUCAGGUGCCAUCGUUGACCAUUGUGCUGAUGCAGGAGAUCGACCGCUUCAACAUCGCACUGGGCAUCAUCCACGACAGCAUGACGAACCUGUCCAAGGCCAUCAAGGGCCUGGUGGUGAUGUCCGAGGAGCUGGAGAACGUGUUCAAGGCGCUGCUGUCCAACCAGGUGCCCGCCUCCUGGGCGAAGCGCUGCUUUCUCUCGAUCAAGCCGCUGCCCAGCUACAUCGCCGACUUCCAGCGGCGCAUCGACUUCAUCCAGCAGUGGGCGGAGAACGGAGCACCGCGCUCCUACUGGAUCAGUGGCUUCUUCUUUCCGCAGUCCUUCCUCACCGGCGUCCUGCAGACCUACGCCCGCCGGCGAGUCCUGCCCAUCGACUCGCUCAAGAUCGACUUCGAUGUGUUCGAGAAGGAGCUGAUCCAGCAGGAUUUCUUCGAGAUGCACAUGAACGACAUGAAUGACCAAAAGCUGUAUGGCAACCUGCAGGAAAGCACGGAUGCGGUCAUCAAUGUGCACGGCAUCUUCAUCGAGGCGGCUCGCUGGGAUCUGAGCCGCGGCGGUCUGUGCGAUGCCAACUUCGGGGAGCUAUUCUGCCGGAUGCCGGUGGUGCGGUUCAAGCCCUGCCUGGAGAUUUCGUCGGUGGUGCGGUACGAGGCGCCCCUCUACAAGACGCAGCAGCGAUCCGGCGUCCUUUCCACCACGGGUCAUUCGACCAACUUCAUCCUGGCCGUCCUUUUGCGCAGUCACCACGACCCGGAGUUUUGGAUAAUGCGCGGUACAGCUCUGGUCUCGGCGGUAUUGGAAAAUAUCUGUUAAUACUUACACGAUGAGAU